Pseudoliparis swirei is the source of this 3025-nucleotide messenger RNA. It is a transcript of the gene il10rb, whose product is annotated as interleukin 10 receptor, beta. Gene Ontology annotation, molecular function: protein binding; interferon receptor activity. The record is from RefSeq and is a predicted model, not a curated record. NCBI's taxonomy places the organism in Eukaryota, Metazoa, Chordata, Actinopteri, Perciformes, Liparidae.
AAUAUAUGAUAAUUAUGUGGUUGAAUGACAUCUGUGCUUUAAUUUCCACCAAAUCCAGAGACAUCCCAUCACAGAUCCACAUGUUGGGUUUGACUGUAGUGUGCUCGUUCACAAAUACAAGAAACCAAGUAGCCUCCCUAAAGUUCUCACCUCUCCCAUCUGUCCAUCAGGCCUUAAGAAAUCAGACGGUGAGUAGCAAAGCCAACAUAGUGAUUUUGCCAAACCUGAAGGCCUGGACUUGGUACUGUGUGAGCAUCCAGUCACGCUAUGACUUCUACAACAAGAAGAGCAGCUUCACCUCACCCCACUGCAUGCAGACCGAAGUCGGAGCAGAGCUGAAACCACCAGAGAACUUGACCAUGAUCACCAUGAACACCAAUUACACACUGAGCUGGGAUUGGGACCAGAGUUCAUCAGCUGUCAACUUCACCACACAAUAUGUGGCGAAGUUCAAGCUAAAAAAGUCAAUUAAAAAAAUUCCGGUGUGGAGCACUGCGUGUCGGGGGACGUCGAGUAGGUCAUGUGACCUUACACAGUUCAAUCUGUACUACCUGGGCAGCUACGUACUUCGCGAAGCCAACGUCAAUGGGCAUUUCUCUGACUGGGUGCAGAAGGAAUUCUGCCCUGAUAAAGAUGCUGCUUUGGGUCCUCCAACCAAAGUGGCUCUUUCUCCUGCUGGAAGUGACCAAAUUGUCAUCUCUGAUCCUCUGACCAGCACCAACAACUCCAUGAAGGAAAAUCAUCCCGAUCUUUAUUACCGCACCCGUUACUGGGAACGCCUCCCAGACACACAGUCCUCAAGACACUUGAUUAAACUUCUGAGACUCAAAGCCAACAUAGUGAUUUUGCCAAACCUGAAGGCCUGGACUUGGUACUGUGUGAGCAUCCAGUCACGCUAUGACUUCUACAACAAGAAGAGCAGCUUCACCUCACCCCACUGCAUGCAGACCGAAGUCGGAGCAGAGCUGAAACCACCAGAGAACUUGACCAUGAUCACCAUGAACACCAAUUACACACUGAGCUGGGAUUGGGACCAGAGUUCAUCAGCUGUCAACUUCACCACACAAUAUGUGGCGAAGUUCAAGCUAAAAAAGUCAAUUAAAAAAAUUCCGGUGUGGAGCACUGCGUGUCGGGGGACGUCGAGUAGGUCAUGUGACCUUACACAGUUCAAUCUGUACUACCUGGGCAGCUACGUACUUCGCGUAGAAGCCAACGUCAAUGGGCAUUUCUCUGACUGGGUGCAGAAGGAAUUCUGCCCUGAUAAAGAUGCUGCUUUGGGUCCUCCAACCAAAGUGGCUCUUUCUCCUGCUGGAAGUGACCUGGAAAUUGUCAUCUCUGAUCCUCUGACCAGCACCAACAACUCCAUGAAGGAAAAUCAUCCCGAUCUUUAUUACCGCACCCGUUACUGGGAACGCUCCCCAGACACACAGGCCUUAAGAAAUCAGACGGUGAGUAGCAAAGCCAACAUAGUGAUUUUGCCAAACCUGAAGGCCUGGACUUGGUACUGUGUGAGCAUCCAGUCACGCUAUGACUUCUACAACAAGAAGAGCAGCUUCACCUCACCCCACUGCAUGCAGACCGAAGGUGCCACUCCGUGGUGGCAAAUUUUCGGGUACUUCCUUUUGUCUUUGGUGAUCUGCUUCCUGGUCAUGCUACUCUCAAUCUACUUCUUCUUUUGGUGCUAUAAAACUCUGAAGGCAACAUGGUUCCCGGCGGUCCAGCUGCCCUUCCAGUAUUUUUGUGACUCCACUGGGUCUCACUUUCCUCGCCUCCUCACCCAGGAUUCAGACUCAGAGAUGUUGUGUGAUGAGGUCACUGUGUGUCCAAAGUCCCCAGUCCUGAAAAUCCACAUUCCUCCCCCUGAGGCCCUGCCGGUGCCCCCAUCAGGCCUGGAGCCUGACAGCAGUUGCAGACGCAGUCGUCAGGACAGCAGUGGCAGUGCAGACUCUGGAGUGUACUCCACGGGGGGCAGCCAUUCCUCCACGGAGGGCAGCCAUUCCUCCACGGGGGCCAAAGUCUCUGGGCAGGGCCCCUUUGACUUGGAGCAGGUGAAGAUGCAGGACGUGGCUCCAGGGCUCAAGACUCAACUUGUGAAUGCAGACGAGGGCAUUGUAGACAUGUGUGUCUGAAGGCACAACACAUGUGUUGAGAAGAGCAUGAAGAAAGGGUGAUAUUAAGGAAGACAGAGGUCUGUGGUCAAAUGUGCAGUGUGCCUUUUCUUCAGCUGUUGCCUUGCAAGUAGGACAUCCUUAUGUUGAGCCCUGGAGACUUAAUCGGCACUCCAAUUAUGAACGUGUCCGCUCCGUGCAGCCCAGUAGAGGCCAGACAAUGUUCAGUCACAGUAAGCACUCUACAGAUACUUGUAACAAUUCCACUGGAACCGGUUACACAGAUUUUUUUUCACGAGUCUAUUAACUGGAGGGAAACAUUCUCACAAUGACAAUGCUGCUUUUUCAUAUUUAGCCUCCACUUACAAAAUAUUAGAAACAUUUGUAGAAUACUGAGUUAUGAUGAAUCGCCAGUUGAGGGUUUGACCUACUGACAUGAUUAUAUUGUUCUGUUGUUAAACAUGUUGAGAAAUGUCUGUAUUGACAGUUUCUUUUAAAUAUGCUAAUUUGACCGAAACAACGAUAGCUGUUGUCAAAAUACAGCUAGUCCUACUUUUUUCCCAUCCCGUUAAAUACUUAUAUUUAUAAUAAGUGUUUUGUUUUAUUGUGCAAACGGAAGAAAUAGGAACUUAUUUCUAUUCUUUGCUUUUUCUAUUUGUCAUCUAAUCAGCUCAGAAAUGCAAUCAGAUUUUUAAACCCGCAUACAACUGUAUUGAUAUAAUAUAAUCCAUUUUAUUUUUUUCUGUGCAUAUGUUGUGGGUUUUUCUAAUAGAAGCCUGUAUUUAAAUACUUUAUUAUUGUACCAUUUCUGAUUCUGAUUGAAUCCUGGUACCCUAAAUAAUCUAUAUAUUGUUGUUUUUUGUUCCAAUGAUAUUUAAAUACUGUCAAAUAUAUUUUGACACUAUUCUGUAUGCUGA